AUGGCUUCCGCAUUUAUAUUGACCGUCUCUGACUGUAUCAAGUACAUGAUAGUUUCGUCUCUUAACACCGAGGCGUUUUCCUUGCGAAUACACGUACUCAAAAUGAAAUCAGGAUUUCUUUCAAGUAAUGGCACUGAACAAUCCGACAAGUUUGUUUGUGAACACACUGUAUCAAUGGGUCUUAAAAUGGUGCCCUUCGCUCCUUCUGUGAUGUUUCGAGUCGUGUCAAUUCUCUUGUGUAUCAUCAAUGGUCUACUUUGUCCUAUCACAGUCACCGGAAACCUCUUGGUCUUCGCAGCUGUACUUAGGAAAACGGACCUUAGAACUGUAGCAAACACAUCGAUAUUGUGUUUAGCUUUCACAGAUUUGCUUGUGGGAUUAUUCGUUCAACCUUGCUACCUUGUAUAUCAAGCAAGCAAGCUCGCUGCAGGACCACACGACUUCCCAUGCGUCCAGCUACUAAUCUACUCGUUUUUAGGGGUAAUAUGCAUAUGUAUGUCGUUCCUAACGCUUAUAUUGAUUUCACUGGAAAGAUAUAUGGCGGUGUUUCAUCCAUAUCGUUACAUUGAGAAGGUCAAUACCAAACGAGUUAUCGCACUGGCUGUCACUUCGUGGUGUGUAUCAAUUACAGUAUUACUGGUCGUGCGCUUUUUAUUCGGCAUAAACAGCAAUCAAGAGACGGGAGUUAUAUCGUUGAUAAUAGUUACCAACUUUGUAGUAACGUCUUUUGUGUACUUCAGGAUAUUUAGACUUGUUAAACGAUGUAACGCACAGGUGAACGUCCAAAUGUCACAGAUGCAGUCGAAUUCGAACGAAGCAAAAGCCUCAAAAACUGUGGCCUUUAUCGCUGGAACGUUGUUUCUUUGCUUUGCGCCGACUCUAUGUGCUACUAUAGUGGAUCAAGCAGGUGUCGCCAGGAAAGAUCUUUUAUAUCACGUGAUUUAUCCAAUUGCUGAGACUGUAGUUCUACUGAACAGCUGUAUCAAUCCGGGAAUUUAUGUUUGGAGAUGUCAGGGAAUCAGACAAAGUCUCUUUGAACUAACACAAACUUGUAAGCGGUAA
Messenger RNA from Porites lobata, 1062 nucleotides. The record is from the annotation of a GenBank genome assembly. Lineage: Eukaryota; Metazoa; Cnidaria; Anthozoa; Scleractinia; Poritidae.